GCUGCGGUAUCAGUCGCUUUGCAGACUUUCGCGUGUGCGGUCGAACCGAAAGAGACUGAGUCGGAGAAUCAGAGAAGCGCGACAGCCGUUAUAUCAAAAGAAUAUCCAAUAAGAGGAAAGACAGACAGAAAGACAGAAACGAGAAAUUCUGUAUGUUUGGGCGCGACUUGUUGACAGUUUGAAUUAUGUGCUGGACGAGUGUGAAAAGUGAGAAAUAGUCCAUACAAAACGAAUUGGAUGCAUGUGAUUAACAUAAUUAAUAAGUGAGGUGAAUGGGUAUACACCCGAUGAACCAAUCUGAAGCCAAAAAUCACRAAAUAUCUACAAGUUGUUGUAACGGUAACAAGAGUUGAGUUGAGUCGAAGCCAGCGUUUAGCUGCCUCAUUAAGCUAUCAUUGCACGCGCGCAACAACAAAUCGUUGGCCAACCAGUUAGAGCUGAAGAUGCGGCUGCUGCUCCACUUACAUCACUGGCCAUUAGCAUUGGCCAUCGCUUCCUGCAUUGUCGCCGCCUCAACAAGCACAGCAGCAACAGCAAAAGCAACAACAACACCAACAACAGCGCCAAGUGGGGCCACAUCAAGAACGACGACAGCAACAUCAUCCUCCAUACCAGGCAAAUAUCAGGCAUAUGGCAGCCAACACCAGCCGAAGAAGCUGCGAGUUGGAAUCGGAGCUGCUGGCAACUCCAACGGCAGUGAACCAGUAAACCAGUUCCGGCAAAAUCCGAUCAAGAAUUGGUUUGGCGUCUUCAAUCGUAAUAAUUCGCCAGCGGCUCACAGCCAAACGCCGACAUGUUCCUGCAGGUGCGGGGAGCGCAACGACGAGUCGAGGAUCGUCGGGGGCACUACAACUGGCGUCAGCGAGUAUCCCUGGAUGGCCAGACUGAGCUACUUCAAUCGAUUCUACUGCGGUGGCACGCUGAUCAACGAUCGCUACGUGCUGACGGCGGCGCACUGCGUCAAGGGCUUCAUGUGGUUCAUGAUCAAGGUGACUUUCGGCGAGCACGAUCGUUGCAAUGACAAGGAGCGUCCGGAGACGCGCUUUGUGCUGCGCGCCUUCAGCCAGAAGUUCAGCUUCUCCAAUUUCGACAAUGACAUCGCCCUGCUGCGCCUUAACGAUCGCGUGCCGAUCACCAGCUUCAUCAGACCCAUCUGCUUGCCCCGCGUGGAGAAGCGCGACGACUUGUUCGUGGGCACGCGUGCCAUUGCCACAGGUUGGGGCACGCUCAAGGAGGACGGCAAGCCCUCGUGCCUGCUGCAGGAGGUGGAGGUGCCAGUGUUGGACAACGACGAGUGCGUGGCCCAAACGAACUACACACAAAAGAUGAUCACCAAGAACAUGAUGUGCUCCGGCUAUCCGGGAGUGGGCGGACGCGACAGCUGCCAGGGCGAUUCGGGAGGUCCUCUGGUCCGCUUGCGGCCCGACGACAAGCGCUUCGAGCAGAUCGGCAUCGUCUCCUGGGGCAAUGGAUGUGCGCGACCCAAUUACCCAGGUGUCUACACCAGAGUCACUAAAUAUCUCGACUGGAUUGUGGAAAACUCAAAAGAUGGCUGUUUCUGCGACGAGGAUUACUAAACGUUCGAAUUCUCUUUCAAUUUAGUUCUAGUUCUAUAUUUAGUCUUAAUGCUCUAUAUAUAUAUAAAUAUUUUGUACUUUUAUACAGAGAGAUAAACACGA
This is a messenger RNA of Drosophila arizonae, 1679 nucleotides long. Its product is annotated as trypsin-7. Lineage: Eukaryota; Metazoa; Arthropoda; Insecta; Diptera; Drosophilidae. Gene Ontology annotation, molecular function: serine-type endopeptidase activity. Gene Ontology annotation, biological process: proteolysis. The record is from RefSeq and is a predicted model, not a curated record.